This is a messenger RNA of Rattus norvegicus (Norway rat), 740 nucleotides long. It is a transcript of the gene Cks1l, whose product is annotated as CDC28 protein kinase regulatory subunit 1-like. Gene Ontology annotation, biological process: mitotic cell cycle phase transition. Bases 62 to 301 code for a protein of 79 amino acids. The transcript has a single exon. NCBI's taxonomy places the organism in Eukaryota, Metazoa, Chordata, Mammalia, Rodentia, Muridae. Gene Ontology annotation, molecular function: cyclin-dependent protein serine/threonine kinase regulator activity. The record is from RefSeq and is marked inferred.
GCUGCUGGGAGUUGUCUGGAGGCCAGCAGCACAGGGCUGAGCGCCUUCGGGCAGAGCAGUCAUGUCUCACAAACAAAUCUACUAUUCGGACAAAUACGACGACGAGGAAUUCGAGUACCGGCAUGUCAUGUUGCCCAAGGACAUAGCCAAGCUGGUCCCUAAAACCCAUUUGAUGUUUGAAUCUGAAUGGAGAAAUCUCGGUGUUCAGCAGAGUCAGGGAUGGGUUCACUAUAUGAUCCAUGAACCAGAACCUCACAUCUUACUGUUCCGGCGGCCACUGCCCAAGAAGCCAAAGAAAUGAAGCCAGCAACCAACUGACUUUGGGCCUCGAGCUUUACACAGCUGUCCUUACUCCCCACCAUCUUUCUGAUAGCGUGACCGUGUUGCUUUCUUACUUCUCACUUUGAUAUGUAAAGGAUACACUGUUUGAAUGUGCUGGUACCUGCUUUGCUUCUGGAGUUGAGCCACCAAUGCCACAGCCCUGUCAGAUGAGUGUGACUUCAAAGCCCCAGUGUGCUCGGUAUCCAGCAGGCCAUUUUGCCAUCCGUCAGAAGCAUGUGAAAUCAGAUCAUGGCUAUUACAGGGAUGGUGUGAAUUUGCUAUUGUGGUUUUUACUAUUGGGUAUUGUAUUUAUGAUGACUUGUGGAUUUAUGUUUCAAUGUAUUGGAAACUUUCCAUUUUAACUGACAAAUCUCUUCCAUGUUACAAGCCUUGAUUAAAGGAAGUUUUUUAAAAAAAAC